AUGGUUGACAAGAUCAUGAAUGAAAGGUCGGAGGAAUUGGCGGUCAAUGACCCUUACGCAGAGCAUAUCGUACAGGUGGAACGCUCUCAGAUGGCCUCCUCCACCCCCCUCAAAACACCCCGGCGCUUCCUCUUCAUAGCCUCCAUCGGCAACCCCCGUCCAUACCGCACCACCCGCCACAGCGCCGGCCACCUCCUCCUCGAUGCCCUGAUCCCGCAUCUCCUCCCGCGCAUUCCCCUCGUCUCCGCCGCCACGUCCGCACCCCAACCCCUCUUCUACAAAACCUGGCACAGCCCGUCGCUGAUGAACGUGUCGGGCCGGAAGCUCGUCCGCGAGCUGCAGCGCUGGAUGGCCACCGCGCAGACCGAUAUCCUCGAGCGCGUCGUGCAAGCGGGCCACGUGCGGGUCGAGCAGCCAGAGUCGGACGUGAGCGUGCCUGACCCGGCCACGAGCAGCUGGCAGCGUCGCGGCAUCGACCCGCGCACCCUCCGACAGCUCGAGCCGACGCUCGUCAUCCUCCACGACGAGCUGGAGGCGCCGCUGGGCAAGGUGCGCGUGAAGCGCGGCGGGCCCGAAGCCGCCAGUCUGCGCGGCCAUCGCGGCCUGAUCAGCGUCAUGGAGCAGCUGAAGGCGAAGAAGCUGUAUCCGCCGGCACAGACGCGCGGCGGCGGGGGCGGCGGGGCCGGCGGGCUCUCCGUCGUGCGCAUCGGCGUGGGCAUCGGCCGGCCGGACUCGCGCGAAAAAGGCAGCGUCGCAGAUUACGUGCUCACCGAGAUGAAUCCCCGGGAGCUGGCGGCCGUGCGGGCGGCCGUUGGUCCGGUGUUGGAUAUCCUGGAGGAUGAGCUGUAUCGCGAGCCUGAGCCGGUGGUUCGGACGUGA
Molecule: messenger RNA, 879 nt
Organism: Aspergillus terreus NIH2624
Lineage: Eukaryota; Fungi; Ascomycota; Eurotiomycetes; Eurotiales; Aspergillaceae
Product: aminoacyl-tRNA hydrolase
Exons: 2
Coding region: 1-879 (292 amino acids)
Molecular function (GO): peptidyl-tRNA hydrolase activity
Source: RefSeq, a predicted model, not a curated record